GACAACCCCGAGGCAGUAUGGCCGACGGAAUGGACGCAGGUGGAAGCAUUACCGGAGGAGCAGGUCCACCAUGCAUUCAUCUCCCUCGUCAGGCACUGUCGCAGCCUGGCGCAGGAGAGGGACACUUACAACCAGGAGAUGCUGCGGGCGCUGUGUGGGGAGGGCGACGAGGAAGACACGUCCCAGGAGAGUGUCCAUCACCUGGGCGUCCAACUGGCUGACUGUAAGGCACAACUGCGGCGCCUUCGUCAGGAAUACGAAGAGAAGGCAGAGAGCUUGGCGGAGUACAAGGAUGAGCUGGAACAAACCAAGACGGUGGUGGGGAAGUUACGACAGGAGAAUGUGGAGCUUGUUCAAGAUGCGAGGGCAGCACGAGCGUGGCGGGACGAAGCGGACAUUCUCAGAGAACGUGCCAGCCGUGUGGAUGCUCUUGAGCAGGAGGUGGCUCGAUACCGUGACAAGAUGGCCGACAUAGAAUUUUAUAAGACACGAGUUGAGGAACUGAGGGAAGACAACAGGAUCUUGGUGGAGACUAAGGAGAUGUUGGAGGAACAACUGGCUUCAUCACGGAGAAGAGCGGAACAAGUACUUGACUUGGAAAACAACAUUCUCCAGCUGAAGCAGACCAUAAACCAAAUCACCAUUGAACGCGACUCUGACCGUGAACGGCUUCAGGAAGUUAUGGAGGAGAACGCCCAGUUGCAACUCAGCACCAAAAAUUCUCUCAGCGAGUCUGCCACAUUGGUUGCCAAGCUGGAUCAGCUCAAGUCCCAACAACCUCUGAAUGGCUCAAGUGUGGGGAGUGAUCUCAUUGGUGAUGCACAGGCCAGGGUUCUCAAACUACAGCUUGAAAAUCAGAGACUUGAAGCUGAAAAUGAACAGUUGAAGCAUGGCUCUCUCCUUGCUUCAACUGAUAAAUUAUUGGAGCUGGAAAAGGAGAAUAAGAGGCUGUCCCUUAAGGUGAACCAGUUACAGGAAAUCGGUCAGAAGGAACGGGUACAUUUACUAGAAUCUCAGGAAGAGUCGGAACAACGGCAUCAAGAAACUCAGCGCUUGCAUCAAACCAUCAAUACUGUUAAGACUAAUUCACAACGCCAGAUAGAUGAACUCCAGCAAGAAAACACUCAACUUCUAGAAUUGAUCGAGAGUCUACGCGAGAGACAAAAGAAGACGACGGACACUAGACUUCUUGACGUUGAGACGGAGAACAAGCAACUCACAGAUGUUAACUUCCAGUUGCAGAGUCAGGUGUCAAGGCUGGAGUACGAGAAACAGCAGCUAAACAGAUUAACAGAGCGUCUGAGAGAAUCUGCAGACAAGCUAUCAGAAGCUGAACACCAAAAGGCAGAAAUAGAACGGGAGAAUCGUGAUCUACUUAAGGCAAUUGGGGCCUUCCGUGAGAGUUGUGAGCGGCACGAGACCUUGGAACAUGACUAUGCCAGCCUGGAGGUGGAGUUCUCCCGGGUGUCCAAGAUGCUGGCCAACAUGAAGGAGACGGUUGACAAGCUGGAGAGUGUACAGAGUGAGAAGCUCCAGAUGCAAGUGGAAGUAGAGCGUCUUAAUAGGUCCAUGGACAGCCUCAAGACUUCAUCGGCUCGUAUGGUAGACUUGGAGUCGGAGAAGGAGUCACAGCUUCAGCAGAUUAAUCUCCUGCAGAAACAAUUAACAACGUUGAAAGCUGAGAGAAGUAGAGCUGAACAGCUGGAACUUGACCUCCUGACCACUAGUAAUGAAGUACAAAAGAAAAACAGGUCCAUUGAUACCAUCCAGAAGAAGUUAGCAGAGACAGAGAAGGACAGAGCGGAGCUGGAAAAUGAAAAUUCAAAGCUACAAAGAACCGUGGAGACACUCAAGCUAUCGACCAAAAAGCUUAACGAACUAGAGAGAGAUUUGACCGAAAUGGAAGGCACCAACGAUCGACUGGACCGCGAAAAUAAAUCCCUUCAGAAAGAGGUGUCGAGACUACGCACUGCCAUGGAGGUCAAGGAUAGUCUUAUUGAUGACGCUGCCAGCAAGUCAUCAACCCUUGAGCGGGACGUCAAGAGACUCAACAAAGAGGCGGAACAACUUAGGGGCACUGACAACAGAGUCCGGGAGCUGGAAAAGGAGAAGAGAGAGUCUGACCAACUCAUGAUGACAGAACGUAAAACUCUAAAUUGUUUAAGGGAGGACUUAAUUGCCGAGAAGGUGCGAACACAACAACUCACCAACCAACUUGACAGCCUAACUUCAGACUUAUCUAAGCUUGGCCUCAAUGCUGAUAACCUCACUGCCCCCGUCUCCGACAGUGACAACGACCGGUACAAGGCUUUGGAGUCGAUGCUUGAGGAAACACUUAAGCGCAGUGUGGAAGUUCGUGAGGAGAAAAUUGUAUCUCUUGAAUCCCGUCUCACGGAAUCUGUCAGCAGAAACAAGGAACUUCGGAAACAGUUAAUGGAGGUGAAGAGUGAGCUGGAGUCCCUGAGACAACGAUACCAGGAGGAAGAUGCAAGCUUAAGUGAGGAUGUGUCGAAGGAGGUGGCCAAACUCAGGGAUGCUCUAUACCGCACCAGUGAGGAGAAGGGAAACCUUGAAAGUGAAAUUAUUGAACUCAAGUCUCUGACUGCCAGUUACCGGGAUCAGGUGUGUGCUCUCCAGUCUCAGGUGACAUCACUAUCCAACCAGAACACAGUCAUGUCUCAGCACAAUGCCAAGCUGCAGGGGGAGAACGCACGUCUGCAAGUAGAGAACACCACACUACAGUCACAGUCUGCGUCUCUCAUAGCUCAGAAUUCUGCUUUACAGUCAUCAGCCACACAGAGCGAUACAGAGAGAGAGAAGGUGCGUCGGUCGUGUGAUGAGCGCGGCAGCCGGCUGACUCAGCUAGUUUCUGACCACGAGGCCCUUCAGCGACUCCACCAGCAGCUGACCAGAGAGUACGACAACCUUGUACUGGAGCACAACUCUCUCAAAAGCGCUCACAAAACCUUAAAACACGAGCAGAAGGAAAUGAAGGACCGUCAGAGUAACAUGUCUGCCAACGAGGAUGAGCUGCUAAAGCUCCGUGAGGCCUUGGAAGAUGAAAUGACCAAGUUGAAGACGGAUUCCACAUCCCUCGCAAACCUGCGUAGUGAACACUCCAGACUAAAGGAUGACUUCAGGAGUCUCUUCUCAGCUAACGAGAAGCUACGAACAGAGUACAAGUCUCUCCAGGGUGACUAUAAGACCAUCAAGACCGAAAACAACACUGUGAAGCUGCGGCUCACGGAACUUCGGGGGGAACUGAAUGAUGCUCGUGAUCAGAUGGCAGCUUUAGAUGUUGAAGUCUCAAAGCUCACCAACAAAUGCCAGGUGCUUCAGACCCUCAAUAUGACCCUUGAGGAGGACAGGCGGUCACUCAUGUCUCAGGUGUCGUUGCUGCUGACCCAGUACCAUGACCUCCUCACCCAGACACUGGAGGACAAGCAGCACUUCCAUCAGGAGGAGAAAAACUUCACGGACAAGUUGAAUAAUUUGCGGCGAGGGAAGGAGAAGUUGGAGGAGAAGAUCAUGGAGCAGUACCGACGCAUGGACAACUCCCCGUCUAAGAAGAAAGGUUUUGGCUCUAACCUGGUCCGCAGAGUGAGAAAAGCCGGGACGGAGCUCAUCAGUAAGGUACCCAGGAGUGGGCGGUCGAGAUCCCGUGGGCGUGAAGAGGGUGGAGACAGCCCAGACUCCUCAUCCUUGGGAUCUUCUUCACAUGCUAACGACUCACUGGAUUCCGGCUCCGAGACUCGCCGUUCCUCGCCUAACCUGCCGCCUUCCCCACUGCAUGAUGGGGAGGCUGGAGAACUGAGAUCAGGGAGGAAUGGACAAACACCUAAUCAUUAUAGGAAAAGUCUGCCACCAGCCCUCAGUGAUACCUUCACCUCGGAAAUACUCAGAGGUUCAGUAUCAUCAGAGGAUGUGGGGAGUGUGCGAUCAGGUGAUGCUAGUGACAGCCACCAGGAGGACUCUCUCUCUACAGUAACAGCCGGUAGUGGGACUGCCGAGCUUAGCCGUGCUGGUUCUCGACGCCCUGUAUACCUCACCGAAGAUUCAGAUUCCAUACCAACACGGGAUGUGGGUCCCGAACCUCUGCAAGAUAACCAGAGCCGAGGCAGAGCAUCCAUACGCAGUACAUCAUCAGCCUCUCUUAGCCAACAGGUGAUAAACAGGAGUUACAGCAGCAUCCACAGCAGCCUUCCUCCCUCCACUCCCUGCACCCCAACACCAGGAGGAGCACCACAGGCAUCGACACCAAAGACUGGUGCUCGGAGAGAACGGGCAGUGGACGACGAACCCCCUACCACUCCCCGUUUGCCACCCCGCGCAGAUCAUUCAUCCAGUGCACCACAGGUUCCCCCAAGAUCCCGUCGUGGGUCCAGCGUCAUUCAGCCAGAUUCCCUAAUCUCUAGUCAAACUUCACCUCCUGACAUUCCCGAUCCAACACCACCGAAGCCUCCACCAAGGCCACCUCCUUCAGAUGACACGCCUUUAAAGACCGGGAAAGAUAUUGUGGAUAAUUCGGUUUGGUAUGAGUAUGGGUGUGUGUAACAUCUACUGUUUAGUGGCACGGAGGAGGAACUUCCUUUAGGUAAGUGGCCAAUUGCAUCAUAAAUAUUUGACAAAUGUCUCAUUGACAUCCAUCUCAAAUGUAGCUUCAGCAGUUGUUUUACAUGCAAUUUGGUCCAAAAGGUUAAAUUUCUGCCCCUCCCCAUCCUAAAAAAACAUGCAUUUUAAGAGCUGCAAAAGUUAAGGGUGAUACUUUUGAUGUAGUGCCACAGUAAAGUUGAUUUUGUUACCUGAACUUAGUUAUGACUAGGUGUAAGUAAACCUUGUGUUUCAAAAUGCAAUACAUUUGGUGCAUGAUUUAAUGUAGUGACUUCAGAGCUCGUGGUAUUGACUGUAAUUUGUGAUGAAACGUGACUUCAGCUGAUCUCAAACAGUUUAUCAUCUGUUAGGUAGAUCAGGUGUAUUCCUUAUUGGUAAUGUUGCAGUUUAUGUAUACUGCUUGUGAUUUAUUUGUACAUAUAUCAGAGGGCACAACAAUUUAUUUGUACAUACAUAUGUAGUUUUUUUUUUUUUGUCAGCCACUGUAUUUUGAUUUUUCUAUACGUUUGUAGAGAGAUCUAAAUGGAGAGUGUGCGUCUUGUAAUUUAAAUGCAUAUCAUUUUCAUUUCACUUAUAUUCUGUAUCAUCAAAAUCUAGAAUAAUCAUUCAUUUGAUGUAAGAGACCUUCGUGUAUUGAGUCAAUCUUGUGAUGUCCUGUGGCUUGCUAGGCUGUUCCUGGAGACGUUCGGCCGAGUCUAGCGGUAAUACUCCAUUGACCUCGUUUAUAUCGGUUAGUUUUCAAAGGGUAGUUUAUUGAAUGCAGUGUUCAUUAAUAAGUUUCUAGUGCAGAAUAUUCUUUUUUUAUAAUUCACAUAAUUUAAAAUUUUUGAAGUUGAUAAUCAUUAAUUCCUAUCCAGUUAACCAAGUUGUGUACCAUUGUUAUAGUAUGUUGAACACUUGCUUAAAGUCUGGAUCCAACAGCGGAGUGAACAACAAAAGGUGUCUGGAGUGUUACGGUACAACUCUGGUUGUCUCUUGGUGUAGGUGAUGUUAGCUUGUUCAGUCGAGAUGUGCAUUUGUAGUGUUCCUAAUGGCAUACCUGUAUGUAGUACAUAAGGCAGUCUUAAUCUCAUGGUGUUACACAGGUUUUUAUUUUUUUUCUACAAUUCAUUAUACUUAUGAAAAAAAAUCAUUACUAAUUUUAUGUAGAUUGGUCUAUGGAGAGAAGUUUUCAUGGUUCUUACCCAAGAUAAGUGCACAUGGUCCAAAAAGUAUCUUUAUGGAGGUGUCUGAUGAAUUUCAAAAUGAACUCUGUGACUUCUGUUGUCAAAUCCUUCAUCCAUUGUGUCAUAUUGCCUAACACAAAAUUGUAAGAGAUACUUUUUGGAUUGUGUGUACAAGUCUUGAGUAAGGAAUUUUUUGUUUGUUUAAGUUUUUACAUUUUAGGUAUUGUAGUGUUUCAGCAAUUUUCUCAAACCUGAACUCUUCAUACCACAAAGAGAUACAGUACGGUCCAGAGGAUGUGUCCAGCGUCAAUGCUAAACCUUUUCAUUAGGUAAGAUAGAAGUGAUUUUUUGGUAGAUAGAUCUAAUCUGUGUAUAAUUUGUAAUGAUUUUUGAGAUGUAAAUUGUUUCAAAACUCAACCUGUGACAAAUUUAACCUUCGAUAAUCAAUGUAGUUUAACAGUCCAAAAUUAUGAACAGCUAUGGUUAGUACCACAUCCAUCAAAUUUUACUGUUGAAGGAAUAUAAUGAUUACUAGGCAUUAAGACUAUUUCGUUCAUGGUCUUUUUGAUCAAGAUGUACAGUCCCCAUAAGAAGUAUUGUUAGAUUUUCCAUCACUAAAUUUGAAACACUUGACAAAAUGCUUUGACGUGAUCCCCAGUGCAUCAUCAUAAGUUGAUAUGCUUGCUUGCCAUAUCAGCAACAGAUAGAGAUGGGGUUAGGAUUGUGGAGAGUCAUCCUUGUAUAGCAUAUAUGAGUUACUUCAAUAUAACAAGAUAUCCAUUAAGCAGUAUUUGUAUUAUUUGAAAACAUAUACAGUAUACUCAUUCAUGCUCAAAGGUCGCAGGUGUAGAACUACCAGCUAUACAGAAACAGAGCGAGUAACAUUGUUCAGAAAGCCUCGAAUCACAUUGACCCCAUGGCUAACGAUACUUUUUGGGGGGGGACUUUGCAUUGAGGAAUUAUAUAAGUAAUCAACCACCUUAUUCAUUCAGGUGUCAUGUAUGUAAUAACUGCAUGUGUCAAGUCCUCAAGUCUGAUCUUGUAUGUUAACCUAUGCAUUACUCGACUGAUCUUGGUUGAGAUACUUUUAACAUUUCUUGUUCAGCUUAAACUAUUGAAACAUGACUUAUGCUUCAAGAUUGCAGGGCAGCAUGAAUUAAAAGAAAUAUGAGUGUAAA
Messenger RNA from Homarus americanus (American lobster), 6955 nucleotides. Its product is annotated as girdin-like. Lineage: Eukaryota; Metazoa; Arthropoda; Malacostraca; Decapoda; Nephropidae. Gene Ontology annotation, biological process: cytoskeleton-dependent intracellular transport; cytoplasmic microtubule organization. The transcript has 29 exons. Gene Ontology annotation, cellular component: centrosome; cytoplasm. The record is from RefSeq and is a predicted model, not a curated record. Gene Ontology annotation, molecular function: microtubule binding; dynein light intermediate chain binding. The coding region runs from base 139 to 4554 and encodes 1471 amino acids.